GUCUGUACCGUUCAGCUUCGAUGGUCACCCAGCCGCCUGUUGCGGCUGAGUAAUGGGUGCUUUAUCCGCCACGCCCCCGGCUAGGGUUGGAAUGGUUGCUUAGUGAGGAAGCCCCGACAUAAGUGAAAGCUGCUACUACUAGCAUGUUUUGCGUCAUUGUCGGAAUUGGCGCGUUUGAUCUCGGAUCUAGCUUCGUGGCCGGCCUCGGGUCCGCUUGCCUACCUAUUAUAACUGACUCGGGUCUGCCCCUCGAGGGUUUGAUAUCGAGAACAUUUGUCGGAUCCCGCCACCCGCAUAUAUAGUGCGAUUGAGCUUUCACCUUGUCCAUUGUCGACUUCAUCUCGCCGUGUCCCUCGUCAGACAUAACUCAUCGCUACAACACAUUCGAGAGAGAGAAAGAGAGCUUCGCCAUGGCCGCGGCCCUGACGGACGAGCAACUCGAGCGGUACCUCGCUCACGUCGGGUAUCCGCGCGAGCGCCAUGCGGCCGACCCGCUCGCGCUCGUCACCGAACUCAUGGCGCGGCAAAUCUCGCGGGUGCCCUUUGAGUCGUUCGCGCUGCACUACUCGCAGCAUCGCGUCGUGUCGCUGGACCUCGACGCCCUGUUCGACAAGAUUGUGGUGCGCGGCAAGGGCGGCUACUGCAUGGAGCUCAAUGGCUUCUUUGCCGCCGUGCUACGUCGGCUUGGUUUCACCGUCCUCAACGUCGCAGCGCGUGUGCAGGUCGGCAACAACGUGUAUUCUGGCUGGUUGGUUUUCCUGCCGCCCACGUAGAUCGAUCGAGAUCGAUCCAACCAUCCAUCCCCCACCUUGUUUGUGUAUUCGUAUGUGGCAUGGAUGGGCUGACAGGCAUGAGCGCGACACACACAGGACGCACAUGAUCAACCUCGUCACCAUCAACGGCGAGAAGCAUGCCGUCGACGUCGGCUUCGGCCGCGACGAGCCCCUCAUCCCCGUGCCGCUGCGCUCGGGCUUCGAAUUCACCCAGGUGCACCCGCAACGCGGCCGGCUCGAGUAUCGCGCCCUCAAGCAGCACACGGACCAGACGCAGCGCAUGUGGGUGUACUCGUCGCAGGCGACGCCCGGCGCGGAAUGGGUCGAGCGCAACUGCUUUAACGAGGUCGAGUGGUUCCCCGAGGACUACCGGGUCAGCAACCACCACACCAUGUCGAGCCCGACGAGCUUCUUCGUGCAAAACGUCUUGGCGUUCCGCGGACUGCUCGACGAGGAGUCGGGCCGCAUCCACGGGCUACUGACGCUGUUCCGCGACACGGUCAAGCGGCAAAUGGCCGGGCAAGAGGCCGAGGUGCUGGAAACGUUAAAGUCGGAGGAGGAGAGAGUCCGCGCCCUCGACGAGUAUUUCGGCGUGCGGCUUGCGCCUGCUGAGCAGAGAGGCAUCCGCGGCAUGUCGAGUGAGCUGCGUGGGUGAGGAUCCCCUGUUUCGAAUACAUAGGGACCAGCAUUGCGCGCAUGACGGAGUUGCGAGAAGGGGGAGUUUGAAGGGCCGUGUGCCAUUCGGCAUUUGGGUACAUACUCGCUUGGGAUGAAAAACACUGUAUGAGGGAAGAUAUGUGAGCUCAUCUUCAUUGUGAGCAACAGCCAGAGCGACACAGUGUACAGAUUUGUCAUUUAGAUUUGAGUCUUGCCGUUUCUCUGGCAAGGAAAGCUCUACAACCGUUCAAGAACAUCUCGAAAAGGGUC
Messenger RNA from Purpureocillium takamizusanense, 1700 nucleotides. RefSeq lists its product as uncharacterized. The record is from RefSeq and is a predicted model, not a curated record. NCBI's taxonomy places the organism in Eukaryota, Fungi, Ascomycota, Sordariomycetes, Hypocreales, Ophiocordycipitaceae. The transcript has a single exon. Bases 481 to 1428 code for a protein of 315 amino acids. Gene Ontology annotation, molecular function: acetyltransferase activity.